CAUUUAUAAACCCUCCUGCCCUCAUUGUUUUACUGUUGGUCUUCAGUAUGAUGACUUUUCAGAUCCUCCUGGGGGCUUCCCUUGUUGUCUUGCUGAUUCUGGAUGUCUGUGGUCUUCCUGUCAAAGAUCCAAGACCACAGCUCCAGGGAGGCAGUGGCAUCAAAGCAGCAUCUCAGGGAGUAGCGGCUCCUUUCCAAGCUGACCAUGUGUCCUUCAGCGCUCCUGCAGUAAAAACUCCAAGCCACCCUACCUCUGUGCAAACGCCAGCUGACUUUGUCAACGUGAACCCCAUGGCUUGGUACAACCCAGCAGCUCCUGUUUAUUAUGGCUCCCAGAUGCCUGCAUAUUAUGUUGACUCUCAACAGGCUGGAGCUGCUCAGUCUCCCCCCACAGCAGAAUGGGUUGUUGCUCCUCCUUCCUUUGAGGAUGCAUCCACUGAUGCUGAGGACAUUGGUGCUGUUCUCCCACCUGCACAGCCUGUAGGACCUAUCCUUCAGUCUGGGGAGACUUCCAACAUCGUUAAAGAAGCUGAGCUUGGCCAUUACCAGCGGGAGACAGAGGAGUCUGGCUACCCAGCUGUCCCUAUAAACCCUGUCCUGGGUGGCUUGUUGCCUUAUCCUUUUCCCUACCCUCUUCCUUACAGGCUUCCUUACCCUGCUUUUGACUAUAGGCUCCUGUUUGGUCAGUACCCUCCUGGCACCUACUCUACCUUCAGCAGAAAUCAUGAGAGGGGCAGAGACUACUCUCAGUCCAUUCAUUAUCUGAAGGAACAUGGUCCUGAUGCUCCAGAGAACCCCCAGAAUCCUGGAUCUGGGCAGCACAAGUUGUUCCAAAGAACACAGUAGAAACCUAAAGGGAGCCAAGUUGAAGUGUACCAGUUUAGUGUUUUUAGCAGUUAUAAAAUAAAAAUCUUCACAAAUCUCAUAU
This is a messenger RNA of Cyprinodon tularosa, 927 nucleotides long. RefSeq lists its product as uncharacterized. NCBI's taxonomy places the organism in Eukaryota, Metazoa, Chordata, Actinopteri, Cyprinodontiformes, Cyprinodontidae. The transcript is spliced from 6 exons. The coding region runs from base 48 to 845 and encodes 265 amino acids. The record is from RefSeq and is a predicted model, not a curated record.